AGUGACGCUCAGCUCCGCCCCUCUCGGUCGCGGCGGUCGCAGCGCUCGGGCCGCGGCGAUGGCGGAGAACGACGUGGACAACGAGCUGCUGGACUACGAGGACGAUGAGGUGGAGAACGCGGCCGGGGCCGACGGCGCCGAGGCCGCGCCCAAGAAGGACGUGAAGGGCUCGUACGUGUCCAUCCACAGCUCCGGCUUCCGCGACUUCCUGCUCAAACCCGAGCUGCUGCGAGCCAUCGUGGACUGCGGCUUCGAGCACCCCUCUGAAGUGCAGCACGAGUGCAUCCCCCAGGCCAUCCUGGGCAUGGACGUGCUGUGCCAGGCCAAGUCCGGCAUGGGCAAGACGGCCGUGUUCGUGCUGGCCACCCUGCAGCAGCUGGAGCCCGUCACCGGCCAGGUGUCCGUGCUGGUGAUGUGCCACACCCGUGAACUCGCCUUCCAGAUCAGCAAGGAGUACGAGCGCUUCUCCAAGUACAUGCCCAGCGUCAAGGUGGCAGUGUUCUUCGGGGGCCUGUCCAUCAAGAAGGACGAGGAGGUGCUGAAGAAGAACUGCCCCCACAUCGUGGUGGGGACGCCGGGCAGGAUCCUGGCGCUGGCCCGGAACAAGAGCCUGAACCUGAAACACAUCAAGCACUUCAUCCUGGACGAGUGCGACAAGAUGCUGGAGCAGCUGGACAUGCGGCGGGACGUGCAGGAGAUUUUCCGGAUGACGCCGCACGAGAAGCAGGUGAUGAUGUUCAGCGCCACCCUCAGCAAGGAGAUCCGGCCCGUCUGCCGCAAGUUCAUGCAGGAUCCCAUGGAGAUUUUCGUGGACGACGAGACGAAGCUGACGCUCCACGGGCUGCAGCAAUAUUAUGUCAAACUCAAGGACAACGAGAAGAACAGGAAACUCUUCGACCUGCUUGAUGUGCUGGAGUUCAACCAGGUUGUGAUUUUCGUGAAGUCGGUUCAGCGCUGCAUCGCCCUGGCCCAGCUGCUGGUGGAGCAAAACUUCCCGGCCAUCGCCAUCCACCGGGGCAUGCCGCAGGAGGAGAGGCUGUCCCGGUACCAGCAGUUCAAGGACUUCCAGCGCCGCAUCCUGGUGGCCACGAACCUGUUUGGGCGGGGGAUGGACAUCGAGAGGGUGAACAUCGCCUUCAACUACGACAUGCCCGAGGACUCGGACACCUACCUGCACAGGGUGGCCCGGGCCGGGCGCUUCGGCACCAAGGGCUUGGCCAUCACCUUCGUGUCGGACGAGAACGACGCCAAAAUCCUCAACGACGUGCAGGACCGGUUCGAGGUGAACAUCAGCGAGCUGCCCGACGAGAUCGACAUCUCCUCCUACAUUGAACAGACCCGAUAAGGACCCCCCGGCCCCGCCGCCGCCGGGACCCCCCCGGGACCCCCCGAACCCCCCCCAAGUUCCCCCCAAAACCCGGCCCGGCCGCGGGGGGGUUGGGCCGCCCCCCCCCCCCUCCCCCCUCCCCGGGGGUUUUGUAGAAAAAGGCCUGAAAAAAAAAACAAAAAAAAAAAAAAGAAAAGAGACAAAAAAAAAAAAGUGACGUUUCCCCUGUGUAGCAGCUGGGGGAGGGGCCUGGGGACCCCCCGAACCCCCCCCGGGACCCCCAAACCCCCCGGGGCCCCCCCGACCCCCCCGGCUGUAAAAUUUCUGGUUUUUUUUGGUAAUAAAGUUUUGCCGAAACGGC
Messenger RNA from Oenanthe melanoleuca, 1688 nucleotides. RefSeq names its product spliceosome RNA helicase DDX39B. The record is from RefSeq and is a predicted model, not a curated record. Bases 59 to 1345 code for a protein of 428 amino acids. The transcript is spliced from 11 exons. Gene Ontology annotation, molecular function: RNA binding; ATP binding; RNA helicase activity. Lineage: Eukaryota; Metazoa; Chordata; Aves; Passeriformes; Muscicapidae. Gene Ontology annotation, biological process: mRNA splicing, via spliceosome; mRNA export from nucleus.